Molecule: messenger RNA, 909 nt
Organism: Postia placenta MAD-698-R-SB12
Lineage: Eukaryota; Fungi; Basidiomycota; Agaricomycetes; Polyporales; Adustoporiaceae
Exons: 2
Molecular function (GO): zinc ion binding; nucleic acid binding
Source: RefSeq, a predicted model, not a curated record
CCUAUGGCAACGUUCACUCAAGCAGACAUCGAUCAGUGCAUCGCUGUCGCCCUCGCAGCAUACCAAUCCCAACAGUCAACUGCCAACCGACCCCUUCGCCUUGACAUCCCCGCUCCCGAACCUUUCAGCGGAAAGGCGGAGGACCUCAGACGCUUCAUCCAAUGCGUCCUCUCCUACUUCGUCGCCACCAACAACACCAGACUUAGUGAUGAAGCAAAGAUCGCCUUCACCGUAGCGUUGAUGAGGAAGGACCUAGGAAAAACGUGGGCAGACGCAUACUACGAGAAGUCGGCAGGGGGAGUCCAGAACAAGAAGACGGCGCUCUCCCUUGGAAACUACGUCACCCGCUUCGAGCAGCUAGCGUCGAAAGCCCAGCUCAAGGAUGCCGAAGUCAAUGGCGUCAACCGCACCGAGAACGACUACCACACUCUCCAUGCCAACUUUGUCAAAGGACUUCCAAAGGAGCUCUACGUCUCUCUCACAACCAGGGCCGCUAGGGACCGACCCAGCACCAUGAAAGCCUGGUACGACGAAGUCCGAAACGCCGACGCCGCCGAACAAGGGGCCCUCACCGUCACAGACACCAGGGACUACGGCGAGCCAAUGGAUAUCGACGCCGCUGCAGUCGCGGCAACCUUUGCCUCCACAUCGGGAGGAAGGAAGUGGGAACUAGGAGCAGUUCUCAAUGAGGCCGACCGGAAGCUCCACAGGGAUGGGAACCUGUGCUUCUACUGCCAUAUCAAGGGCCACAGCGCCAAGGAUUGCCGCAAGAAAGCGGCCGCACGACAAGGGGGUGGGAAGCCGAACCAGGGAGGAUCUGGGAAGGACGACUUCCGCGCCAGAAUCAAGGCACUCUCCACUGACGAGAAGCGGGAGCUGUAUGAAGAACUUACGAUGGAGGAUUUUUGA